Lathyrus oleraceus (garden pea) is the source of this 1595-nucleotide messenger RNA. RefSeq names its product UDP-rhamnose/UDP-galactose transporter 6. The coding region runs from base 364 to 1335 and encodes 323 amino acids. The record is from RefSeq and is a predicted model, not a curated record. NCBI's taxonomy places the organism in Eukaryota, Viridiplantae, Streptophyta, Magnoliopsida, Fabales, Fabaceae. The transcript is spliced from 6 exons.
AAACUUGUGUUCUUUGUCGCCCAUGAAAAACGUUAAACUUGGGCAGGGUUGACAGUGAUUCGUUAAAGAAUCCGAAAACAUUCUUAAUUAAACACUAUCAAAAUCACACAUCAUCAAACAUACAAAAAAAACAUAACAUUUUUGUUGCGUUAUUUUUGUUUUGGUGCGUUUCAAUCUGCAAACUCCAUAAUACAACUCCAACCUCAGAUCAAUUUCCAUUUUCCCCCAACACACUCCAACUUCUAAUCACGGCUUCUUUGUUUGCUUAAAUGUGUUGAUUUCUGCAUUAUUUGAACGUGGACGGAAUGUUAUGGAGGCUAGUUGAAAGAGAUCGGUGUUAAGUUGUGAAGGAUUAAAAAGAACAUGGCUCCUUCUAGCAAGGCUGAGAAGAAGGCAGCCGUAGAUGCUGCUGCAUGGAUGUUCAACGUUGUCACUUCUGUUGGAAUUAUCAUUGUAAACAAAGCUUUGAUGGGCGGUUAUGGCUUCAGUUUUGCUACAACUUUGACGGGUCUUCAUUUUGUUACAACAACUUUAAUGACGGUUGUACUACGGAUGCUGGGAUACGUCCAGCCUUCUCAUCUUCCCUUCUCCGAACUUCUAAAAUUUGUUUUCUUUGCUAACUUUUCUAUUGUUGGAAUGAAUGUCAGUCUUAUGUGGAACUCAGUUGGAUUCUAUCAAAUUGCAAAACUGAGUAUGAUCCCUGUGUCCUGCUUGUUGGAAGUUUGUUUGGACAAGAUUCGCUAUUCAAGAGACACAAAACUGAGCAUAGGUGUUGUUCUUUUGGGCGUUGGUGUUUGCACUGUUACUGAUGUGAGUGUAAACACGAAAGGUUUUGUUGCCGCCUUUAUAGCAGUGUGGAGCACUUCUCUGCAGCAAUAUUAUGUUCAUUAUCUUCAACGGAAGUAUUCGCUAAGUUCUUUCAACCUUUUGGGACAUACAGCACCCGCGCAGGCUGGAUCACUACUGUUAUUAGGCCCUUUUCUAGAUUAUUGGUUGACCAACAGCAGAGUUGACCGAUUUGCUUAUGCUACACCCUCUGUGAUGUUCAUAGUCCUGUCAUGCACCAUUGCGGUUGGGACCAACCUCAGCCAAUUCAUCUGCAUAGGCAGAUUUAGUGCUGUGUCUUUCCAAGUACUUGGUCAUAUGAAGACAAUACUCGUUUUAAUAAUGGGAUUCUUUUUCUUUGGGAGGGAAGGUCUCAAUCUUCAUGUAGUUGUAGGUAUGAUAAUAGCAGUGGUUGGAAUGAUGUGGUAUGGCAAUGCAUCAUCGAAGCCUGGCGGGAAGGAGCGUUGGAGUCAUUCUCUCCCCACCAACAAAACAGAAAGCCGGUCAUAGUUUGACAGUGUUCACUCAUUAUGUGAUGGUUUUGUUUGCAAAUUGCAAAAGUUGAGCACGCCAAAUAGUUGAUUUUAGAAAAGUAUUUAUUUUUAUAUAAAAUUAAACCUUAUUGGUUCUAAUUAUUUUAACCUUGUUUGUAAUUCUUCAAAUUUGAUUUCUUGUUUUGGAUACUAGUUGUUGGUAUAUGUUUAUAGGUAUGUUCUCUUGGGAAGUUUUCAUCUUUUCCAUGAUCAGAAUGAAUCUAUUUGACUCUUAAA